Molecule: messenger RNA, 4066 nt
Organism: Blastomyces dermatitidis ER-3
Lineage: Eukaryota; Fungi; Ascomycota; Eurotiomycetes; Onygenales; Ajellomycetaceae
Product: SCF E3 ubiquitin ligase complex F-box protein grrA
Exons: 3
Coding region: 980-2764 (594 amino acids)
Molecular function (GO): protein binding
Source: RefSeq, a predicted model, not a curated record
GACUUCUAGAGUACCGCGCCGAAUCAGUCACUUGCUCCUGUUGAUCGUGUGAGGCCGCAACGUGGAAUUCCCCAAGGCUGGCUUAUUUAGCGACAUCAUUCCAACCAAGGUUUCGCUCUAUCUUCAGAACUUCUCGCACACCUGUCAGCCCUCUCUGAGCUCUGUCACUACUGGACGAUAUAGCUUAUUCAUUAUUCUUCCGGUUAGGAUAUCAUUACAAGUAGCUAGCAAAGGCACAUAACCUCCUGGGUGGCCUAUUUAGCUAUCCCCCGCCUUGGCUUCUGCGCCAUUGGUUGGUUGAUGCUAAGGCGUCUCUGCAGAAACGGGCUUCAUAUUCCGCACCCAGCCUUAUUUAUUAAUACUUGCCCCCUCCUUCGCUCUGCUUUCUCAUUCAUUGAGCUGGGUCACAGCAGCCGCCAGAUCUUUUCAUCAGCAGGAAAGAUAUUCCCUUUGCCGCUCUCUCCUCUUUGAUAGUCACCUCUGUUUUCGACCUCUGCAACCGGCCUCUCGUUUUCUCCCCCCGCCUUCCGUUGCGUCGCGCCCUCAUCGAAAACAAGAACCACGCCCCACAAACCGGCCGUCGCUCCGCCUCCGCCGUUCUGUACUUCGCCAGCAACUCUGCUCGGAGCUGUUUCUCGUACAACCCUCAACCCGCUCUUGCGUAUGCAGUUCGCUUGCAACGCAAACCUGAGGAGUGCCUGCCCGCUGUUCUGCAUCCCGCCAAACUCUCUCGUAAUAGCUUCCAAGCUUAUAUCUUGAGCUGCGUUCAACUGUUUGUGCGGCCUAAACUCACCCCACCGGCCUACCGCUAAUCUUCCACGCUCUUUUACAUACGAAACCUAUCACGGAGUGAAUCGGGCCUCAGCUAUACUCUGAAGAGUUGAAGUGGAAUAAUUCACAGCUUGGCGGAAGAACAACAUUCGGUGCCUUCAACAAAAACAGCUUCCCUUCACGGGCAGCAUAUUUAAAUCCGUCGAGAAUGCUACGUUCAAGGGCCCCGCUACGGCUUUCUGGGGAUGAUAAUCCCUCAGAAUCAUCGAAUUCCACUUCUCCGGAGCGCGCGGUGGACGAUGAUACGGAUUUCUUCAUGCAUCUAGCAAGCGACUCGGAGUCCUCAGUAGGGAUGAGCACUUUUCGGGACCUCAAUGUCAACACUAACCCCGACACCGUUCUCCCACCCAUCUCCCGCCUCCCUCCCGAGCUCCUCAUCUCUAUAUUCGCAAAACUUAGCUCUCCCUCGGAUAUGCUGAGCUGCAUGCAAGUCUCUCGGAGCUGGGCAAUCAACUGCGUGGGAAUUCUUUGGCAUCGGCCCUCGUGUAAUACUUGGGAAAACCUGGAAAGGGUGGUAAAGGCGUUUACAGAACCGCACACUUAUUUUCAAUACUACGAUCUUGUGAAACGACUAAACCUUUCCGCACUGAAUAAAAAGAUCUCCGACGGAUCCGUUGUUCCCUUCUCGCGUUGCAAACGGAUUGAACGCCUGACUUUGACCAACUGCUCGAUGCUUACCGAUAAUGGGGUUUCUGAUCUUGUGGAUGGGAACAAACAUCUCCAGGCUUUAGAUGUGUCCGAUCUCAAGUCUCUGACGGACCAUACCUUGUUUAUGGUCGCCAGGAACUGUCCGAGACUCCAGGGAUUGAACAUUUCCGGUUGUAUCAAGGUGACAGACGAGUCGCUUAUCUCCGUUGCAGAGAAUUGUCGUCAAAUUAAAAGGUUGAAAUUAAAUGGAGUUGUCCAAGUCACCGAUCGAGCGAUCCAGUCAUUUGCUAUGAACUGCCCCUCCAUAUUGGAAAUCGACCUUCAUGGGUGCAGGCAGAUCAGAAGUUCGUCUGUCACUGCCCUUCUAUCUACCCUCCGGAACCUUCGAGAACUACGACUAGCCCAUUGUGUCGAGAUUGACAACAACGCCUUUCUUGACCUUCCCGAUGACCUGAUAUUCGACAGCCUUCGGAUCUUGGAUUUGACUGCCUGCGAAAACUUUGGAGACUCGGCUAUUCAAAAGAUCAUUAACUCCUCACCGAGAUUGAGAAACCUAGUUUUAGCAAAAUGUAGAUUCAUUACUGAUCGUUCAGUGUAUUCUAUAUGCAAACUAGGGAAAAAUAUCCAUUAUGUCCAUCUAGGCCACUGCUCUAACAUUACUGACGCUGCGGUAAUUCAACUGAUCAAAUCAUGCAACCGUAUCCGAUAUAUUGAUCUGGCAUGCUGCAACAGACUGACAGACAACAGUGUCCAGCUGCUGGCUACUCUUCCGAAGCUGAGGCGGAUAGGUCUUGUCAAGUGUCAGGCCAUUACAGAUCGCAGUAUAAUUGCUAUAGCAAAGUCUAAAGUGUCCCAGCAUCCUUCGGGGACCAGCUGUCUGGAACGAGUACAUCUUAGCUACUGCGUUCACCUGACAAUGGAAGGAAUUCAUUUGUUACUCAACAGUUGCCCACGGCUCACCCAUCUCAGUCUUACUGGCGUCCAAGCAUUCCUUCGAGAAGAAUUGACAGUAUUUUGCCGUGAAGCUCCCCCUGAAUUCACCCAACAGCAACGUGACGUUUUUUGCGUGUUCAGCGGCGAAGGAGUUAGUGCUUUGCGUGAUUUCCUCAAUCGUGCGGCUGUCCCUUAUCGCCAAGAGACUGGAGAGGGGACGAUGUAUGAUGAUGCUGAUGAAUUAGAUGAAGCGGAGGGUCAAGUGACCGGCCUUAUGAAUGCCGCCGUUAUCAAUGAUGAGGAGGACAGUGAGAUAGCUGGUGGAGGAACCCCACCUGCACCACUCGGAUGAGAAUCAACGAGCCCAGCCUUAUUUUUGUCCAUCGUCAUCGCACCAUUCGACGAUCAGCAUAUAUUAGGAUUACCCCUUUAAAAUAGACGCCGGCUCGAUUUCGCAAAUAUUGCUACUGGUACGAUGUACGAACAUGCAAGCCUUUGUCAUCCCACCGCAGCAGUUUAACCCUGGUCAUCUGAUAAAGAUGGCGAGCGCUGUUCAAAAAUGGCUGCAAGCAUACUGCACACAGAACAAAUAUAUCGACAUAUAGAGAAUCAACUCGCCAAACGACGAAUUACAAUCUAAGGGGCCUAUUUCGUACUGUGGUGCAUAGUAUUGCCCAUAAGGAACAACACGCCGCCUGGCGCGGAGGGAAAAAAAGUAGCAAUUAUCAGGGGAUGGUCUACUGUAUAUCCUACCGUGGCAUUUCUCCAGGGCCGUUACAUCGGCUUGAUGGUACAACUUCAUUGCCCAUCCGUCAAUCUCGAACUCGAGGGGGUGAGGGAAAGAACAAGCCGCCAACGAAGCGCGACCUUUGGUUUGAACUUUUCUAUUUCCUCAAUUUUCUUUCACUGGGUGUUUCGUUUUCUCCGAUUUCUUGAUUCGGUAGUUUUCGUUGAUCCCAGGCAACUGUUUUCUCGCCUUAUAUACCCACUGCUGUGAGGAUCGGAUGGAGAUUAUAACGAGAAGGAACCAACGACCCCUGGUUCUAAUAUGUAGCAUAAAACGACCGUACAGCCUUCUAUUUUAUUUGUGCAGUUUAUUCCGGCGUUUCCCCUUUCCCCCUUCUCCCUUUACUCUGUUUCGAUUUUCAUUUCGUUUCCCCCCUUUUUACUUUUUAGUUUUACUAGACGAGAUGAUUCCCCCCUUCCUCCUGCUUUUUUAUUUUCCUCUCAUUAAAUACUAGUUUUCCUCUUCCGGCACUCCAGAUCUUCCUUUGUUUUUUUAAUUAUUCUCCCUCUUUCUUUCCCCUUUAGUAACAGGGAAAACUUCAAUGAUGAAUAAAGCCUUUUUUUCACAUAAUUAAAAUUAUGAUUUGUAUGUAAAAUACCUACUUUCAGAGAAUGAAGGGGAAAGGGGGAGGGGGGAAGAAGAAAGAAUGACAUCAAAAGGAAGCGGAGAUAUUGCAUAAAUUUUUCAGUUUUUUCUUCGAAGGUCUUUCUUUCCUUUUCCUCCUUGGCCUUGAUAUUCCUCUGCCAAAUUCUGGUCCUUCAUUUGCGUGUAUUUCCUUUUUUAAUAUACAUAUUAGAAAGAAGAAAAAAAGAGGGACGGGGAAAAAAGAGAAAAUAGAAAAUAUGAAAACUUAUCGAGAUGAAAAUA